UGAACAUGACCACUGACAUCACCCACACUGUUCAGUCACCGGAGACCCAAAACUCACCUUUUGGCUGAUUUUUGCUCGUCUUAUCAAACCUUCAAAAAAAAAAAGUCCACUUUUUCACAGUCUGCCAGAAUAAAGGGAUGAAGGUUGGGGAUGGACCUGUUGCCGUGGAAACGGACUCCUAUCCCAUCAUUGAGCUGAUGAGCAGAAAACAAACUGGGAGCACUGGACUGUUGUCUAAGAAAAACUUCUCUCAACGGAGCAUCUGACAAACUUUGAAUGUUUCUGGAGGGGUUUUGUGUAUCUGUGUGGAGUUAUAACUGAAUCAGAGACAUGUCUGGGACCAAACCACCCCGUCAGGAGCAUCCGGACUCUGAUCCAGAUGACACAUCAGAGGAGCUGACAGAGGUGGUGUGUCUGGAGUCAGACCUGCAGGAUGGACAGAUGAUGGAGGUUGAAGUGGGACACCACAGUGUGCUGUUGGCACGCAGCGAGGGCAAAUACAGUGCCAUUGGUAACCAGUGUACACACUAUGGAGCUCCACUUAGUAAAGGGGUUCUUUCAGGCCACACAGUGCGCUGCCCGUGGCAUGGCGCCUGUUUCAAUGUCCAUACAGGAGAUCUGGAGGAAUACCCCGGCAUGGACUGUUUACCCUGCCAUAAGGUCAAAAUUCAAAACAGCAAAGUGUACGUGUCUGUAAAUAAAAAGACCCUCAGGCAGGAGAAGAGAGUGAAGAGUAUGGGAGGUGCAGUACCAGGAGUAACUCAUACUGUUCUGCUGCUGGGAGGAGGAGCUGCGUCGUUGAUCUGUGCUGAAACUCUGCGGCAGGAGAACUUUGGCGGCAGAAUCCUCAUGGUCAGCAGAGAUGACCUUUUACCUUACGACAAAACACGACUCAGCAAGGUGAUGAAUGUGGAGAGCGACACUAUCCUGCUGAGGAGGAUGGAGUUUUACCAUAAGCACGACAUCGAGGUGUGGCUCAGAAAAGAAGCGAUGUCAGUGGACACAGACAAGAAGACAGUCACAUUUGAUGAUGGUUCAGUCCAGAGCUACGACCAGCUCCUCAUCUCAACAGGCUGCAGAGCGAAGGGUCUUGAUGUACCCGGCAUGAAGCUGGGCAACGUCAAGAUGUUGGAGACACCAGAGGACGCUCGGCAAAUCCACACAGCCUGUCUGGGCUGCAACGUCGUCCUCGUGGGAACCUCUUUUGUCGGUAUGGAAGUCGCAUCAUAUUUGAUAGGCAAAGCCUCCAGUAUCACGGUGAUCGGCAGCAGUCAGAUGCCGUACCAGAACACACUGGGUCGUGAAAUUGGCAAAAUCACCAUGAUGAUGCUGUCAGAGAAAAAUGUGAAAUUCUUCAUGAAUGAUAACGUGACGGAGGUCAAAGGUGUGGAUGGCAAGGUGAAGGAGGUUGUGCUUAAAAGUGGAAAAGUCAUCCCAGCCGAUGUCUUGAUUGUUGGUAUUGGCAUCAGACCAAACUCAGAGUUCCUGCAGGGCAGCAAAAUACAGAUGGACUCGAAAAACUUUGUAAUAGUCGACAAGUACAUGCGCACCAACAUCCCCGAUGUGUUCUGUGGGGGCGACCUGGCCACCUUCCCCCUGAUGAUGGCCAAAAACCAGCUAGUCAACAUAGGACACUGGCAGAUGGCACAAGCACAUGGGAGGAUAGCGGCUCUAAACAUGCUGGAUAAAAAGACUGAACUCAGCUCAGUUCCUUUCUACUGGACCGUCCUACUGAAUAAAACCAUUCGAUAUGCAGGCUAUGGGGAGGGAUACACUGAUCUUGUAAUGAAAGGAAAGGUUGAGGACAGGAAGUUCCUGGCAUUGUACAUCAAGGAUGAUGAGGUCAUAGCAGCAGCGAGCCUAAACUAUGACCCAGCAGUGUCUGCAGUAGCUGAGCGGCUUGCAACAGGAAAAAUCAUCACGAAGAAAGAGGCUGAAUCAGAUGACCUGAGCUGGCUGCAGUUGUCCCAAUCUACACUUUCUCCCACUCUCACACUAAACACGCCAUCUGCACAAUGUUGACAUGUAGCCAGAAUCUCAUUCAUCUGUCUCCUCGUCACCACCGCUCUCACCAAGAAGAGUUUGGAGACCUGGAUUAACAAGUUUGACUCAGAAGAGACAGACCUAACAUGAACCACAGUGAAGUUUAUAUUAACAGUGUUGAAGUAUUGGGUUUAAACUGUGCGUCACACACUCAGUGUUCAGGUGAGGGGGACUCCACCAUGCAAACAACAGAUACCUCAGACGGAUGCAGCUUUCGAGACUUCUUUUAUAAUUUUAAUAUUUUUUAUUAUUUCUUUAGAGUUUUUUCAUGGUUUUAUGUCUCCAGGGCUAUUUCAGUGACAGUCCAGAGACAUCAUACUCACGAUGCCUCAGUAUGUUCUCUGCUGUUGAUCUUUAAAAGGCGGUGUACGAUACCUUUUACUUGGAUGGGGCUGCUGGAAAAACACAAGUGCCCUUAAUGCCCGCUGCAGCCAUGUGCGUGGUCCGGUCAGUGAGUCGGAGGGGGGAUUAUGAGAACAGAGGGGGAGUGCUCAGCUCUUUGAAGCAGAGAUGCUGAAAUAGGCAAUGGUAACAAAACACCCCAACAGGGAACAAUAGGCCUCCGACAAACAGCACACAAAUGCAGUGUGACAAAACCUGCACAAAAGAAGUGCUGGGUUUUUCUCUCUCCCCCCUCUGUCUCUCUGCUGGUUUAUCACUGUCUUUACUUCACAUCUCCUCAUUUACUUUUAGCUUCACUCUCCCUUCCUGUCAGUAUGGCUACAUACAGUUCACUGCAUCCAGGAUUCAACUGGUGCAGACUCUUCAAAGCUAGUGCCAGAUAAUUUAGGACUGAAGGUGCCAAUAACUUCUAUAUUGUACUAAUGUUGUAUGUAAUUUUAUUUUUUUUUCUUCAUUUUUUUAACAGUAUUUAGAUCAUGAUCAGAAUAUCAAUAUGCCUCUGGAUAUAAUACAUUUGCUGGAUAAUGAAUUGAAAAAUUGUUACUAGAAAAACAUAACCAGACAAGAAACUUUAUUCUCUUUUUCUUUUCUUUUUUUGGGUGAACAGAGCACAUUUUUAGGCUACCUGAUGUAGUCCUGUCGCCAGAAGAUGAUGUUGGCAUUAUACAUUUCUGCAAACCAUGGACAGUGUGAAAAUUAUGCAAAGUUUAGAGAGUCAUCACUUCAUUUUCAGUUGCGUUUUAGCCACCAAACAUGGGUGUUUUUGAGUGAUCUGUCACUGUGUUUCCACCUGGUACUGUGCAAUGAAAAGUGGUUGUUAUCUACCAAGACAUCGCUGCGUUUCCUGCCAGGACAGUGACAACAGAGACACAAAAACCGGUAAUUUUUUACCAAGACAUAUCUGUUUUUUCAGUAAGGAUUGUGCCACCAAGAGCAAAUAUUUUAAGCCAAAACAUGAUCUUUUCCUUACCAAGUGGUUUUUGUGCCUAAUACUAACCACACAUUAACCACUGUGUCGUUGAAACGUACAGAAUGUAGUGUUUCAACGUAUCCUCUACAUCAGUGGUUUCCAACUGGUCCAGCCUCAGGGUCCAGAUUUCUCCUUAGUCAUUAGUUCAAGGUCCACACAGUUUAACACAUUCAGCAUCAUACUUGUGUUUGGCCAUGUGGUCAAGCUAGUUUGCUGUCUCUGUGAAGUAGCUGUCCGUUAGUAACUCACUCUACAGCAAGAGACAGCAUUUCAAAAUAAAAACUCUGUGCUGGAAAUUCACUGUACUUCAAAAUAAAGUGUGUUUUUAAUGGACCCACUUUUGGACCAUGACCCACCAGUUAGGAAGCACUGCUCUACAUAAUAACUUACAAAUGUAACAUAUCCGUGGUUUGCCAACAUUUAUUCCACCAACUGGGCUGCAUCGACAUAUACAGAUCUGUCAACACAAUUAUGAUGAAACAAGAAGCUAAUUGUAAAAUAUUUUCCAUCUUUCUGCUCGUCUCAUCGGCAGAAGGCAACACUGACUGUCCUGAUAUUCCUGCAACCUCACAUCUCUCUGAGAACUGCAUUUACAGCAUCAUACUGUCAAGUAUCAGCUUAAAAUGUUAAUGUAUCUACCAGGAACAGCUUUAUAUUGUUACAGUGAGUAAUUUAGCAUAUUACGUAUUCUUGAGGUAAGACAGAAAAUAUCAGCUUUGUUAUCCUGAGGAUUUCAAGUUAAGACGUUCUCUGCCUCUGAGUUAUAAUGCUGAAUAUCAGUCCUCUUACUUUGUUAUCAAUGCAAAGUGAACCCUGAUGCCCAGGGAGAAAUAACAGGGAUGUAUUUGUCAUUUGAACUUUUUUGUCUUGUGUUUCACUUUGUUCAAGCAUAUUAAAAAAUCUCAGGCACAACAGAUCUGUGUGUUUUUGCACUCAUUGCCUUGUCAGUAGUGGAGCGUCUGAUUCACUCAGGGAAGAUGCGACUUUUCUGCCACCCAUUGUCCAACAGAGGAAGUGUUUCUAAGAUCUUUUUUAAAAGGUAUCUUUUUAAAGUAUCCUUCAAUUCAGGACUUGGAGCAUUAGCAGGAUGUCUGCAGUUAUCAGUAAUUUGAAUUGCUUGAAAUGCUUUUUAAAGAUCUAUUGAAUCAAAUUUAAGACUGAUUUUUGGACAAUUAAGCCUUUUCUUAUUCAAGGAUUGCAGAUGGGUAUAAAGGUAAGUAGUAGCCUAUAUAUGUAGUGCUGUGCAGAGGUAGGUUUUAAUGGUUAUUAAACUAAGUAAGAUUAAUCUACAUUUUGCUAACAGAUAAAUGAAGGUAUAACGUAAAAAACAAUAUUAAGUUCAGUGGUGAGUUUAAAGAUUUGUUACAUCAGAAAUGUGGACUUUCACACACAACAGCUUGAUUCGUUUCAAGACAAAAAAUUUCAAACACGGGUAAAUUAAAUUAGAUAAAAAAUAUGUGGCCUCACAAUUGAAAUUUAAGACUAUUCAGUGACAUGACUUUUUGAGGAUCCCCAGACAGCCUGACUGGAUCACCAGUACAGCAGGUCAGACAAUAUUCUUUACAAUUUGAGCUUUUGAACACAUUAAAUUAGACAGUGUGACUGCAUAUUAGCAUUAUGUUUAUAGUCACACACAAUUCUAAUUUAACAACUCCACAACUGCUCUGGAAAAUGGCUUUCUGGGUAUUUUUUUUUAAAUGAAGAAAAAAGAAAAGAAAAGGAUAAGAGAACUGCUAACAUGCUUUUUAAAAUUUCUCAGUUGUGGGAAUAAAAAAAGUGUCAUAUGUCCUCCAUCCAUUUAUCCCUCCUCCACAUCACUGACCUGUGGACACGCAGAUGUCAGGGGGGUUUAGUGGUAUUAUCCUGAUUGGGUUUCAGUCCUGAAAGAUUACAUAAUUUAGAGGCACAAGAUAAAUGGUGCAAAUCCUCUAUUAAGUUUUUAACAGGCCCACUGACCAGGAGCAGGUCCUGUCCUCGUCCACUAACAGUUGUGACACUGUGGGUACGUGUUAGUUUUGUACCUGAUAGAAAAAGCAUUUCUGUCUGGUGCAUUGAAGGUCAUUGAAUUGGCAACAUGCUCAGUUUCCCUUUGGUCCAAUGUCUUUCCGGCACCCAAAGAUCGUCACUCUGUGGCUAAAUCUAUUUUAAACUGUAAACAAAUAAAGCCUGAGAUGACUAACAGCACGAGGCGUUCACUGGCUUCUUAAUUCAGUCUGUGCUCAUAUGCAGUAUUG
Messenger RNA from Epinephelus moara (kelp grouper), 5649 nucleotides. It is a transcript of the gene aifm5, whose product is annotated as apoptosis inducing factor mitochondria associated 5. Gene Ontology annotation, molecular function: flavin adenine dinucleotide binding; oxidoreductase activity, acting on NAD(P)H; 2 iron, 2 sulfur cluster binding. The coding region runs from base 331 to 2022 and encodes 563 amino acids. Gene Ontology annotation, cellular component: cytoplasm. The record is from RefSeq and is a predicted model, not a curated record. The transcript is spliced from 19 exons. Lineage: Eukaryota; Metazoa; Chordata; Actinopteri; Perciformes; Serranidae.